This is a messenger RNA of Copidosoma floridanum, 1756 nucleotides long. RefSeq names its product clotting factor B. Gene Ontology annotation, biological process: proteolysis. Gene Ontology annotation, molecular function: serine-type endopeptidase activity. The record is from RefSeq and is a predicted model, not a curated record. NCBI's taxonomy places the organism in Eukaryota, Metazoa, Arthropoda, Insecta, Hymenoptera, Encyrtidae.
AUGAAGUCCCCCAUCAGUAAAAACGCAGCGGUAUCGGUACUGGCAGGAAUUUGCUUGCUGUCGAUCGCCGGAAGCUUGGCCUACAGCGAGGACUUUGUUCGCGUGGGUACAAAAGGGACGACCGAUCCCGAAGCCCCCGCGGCGCCCGAUGCGCGCCUCCAGUUGGUCCGCGUGCCGGAGAUCGGCCCGCCGUUCGCCAAAAACGACCCCCUGACGACCAUCACCGAGACCCUCGGGGCCCUCAACACCGUCGGCAGCUACAUCGUCGACAUGACCCGGGGCGUCGAGACCUCCGAGCCCCCCAAGGAGCUCCCCUCGGCCCUCUACACCAUCUCCAAGAACAUACUCGGCAGAAACGUCACCGACAGCAUAGCCGCCUUCACCCUGCCCCUGAGGUAUCAUUAACAAACAAACUCCAACACCGCGACCGCGGUUCCGGUGAACCGGCUCGAUCUCAUCCCAAACAGGGAUCCCAAGGUGCAGACCGGCCACCCCUCGAGUCUCGACGCCGCGCCCAGCUGCAUGAGCACCGAGAACGUGCCCGGCCGGUGCCAGGACCUCAGCAACUGUCCCCACCUGCUGCUCAACCUCAGCAAGCUCCGGCAGUCCAUCUGCUUCAAGAGUCUCUUUGUGCCCGGGGUCUGUUGCCCCUACGUCGACCAGCCCCACCAGGUCCAGAUCCUCACCAUUUCGACGCCCCUGCCGCCAUCCUCGCCGCCUACGCUCCUCCCGCCACCGGCCAAGCCGACUCCUCGGCCGAUUCCGCUGUUCACGGUGCGCCCGACGGCGAGUACCACUAGGCGGCCGCCCCUCGUCGAUCAGAUCGAUCAAUUCCUUCACGUCAACGGGACGACCUCCAUAUUCGAGAGUGUCGACAACAACGACAUACAAGACGACGACGAUGAUGGGGAGUGCGGGGUGCGAAAUGCGGGCAAGUACCGGGUCGUCGGUGGCGAGGAGGCACUGCCCGGCCGUUGGCCCUGGAUGGCGGCUAUAUUCCUGCACGGCUCGAGGCGCACCGAGUUCUGGUGCGGUGGCUCGCUCAUCACCCGCCGGCACAUCCUUACCGCGGCCCACUGCACGCGCGACCAGCGCCAACGCCCGUUCCUGGCGCGGCAGUUCAGCGUGCGGUUGGGCGACAUAGACCUCGAGCGCGACGACGAGCCCUCGAGUCCGCAAACGUACCUGGUGAGGCAGAUCCACGCGCACCCCAAGUUCUCGCGCGUCGGCUUUUACAACGACAUCGCGCUCCUCGAGCUCGAGCGACCGGUGCACAAGACGCCUUACAUCAUACCGAUCUGCCUGCCGCAGGCGCGCCACCGGGGCGAACCCUUCGCCGGCAAACGCCCGACCGUCGUCGGCUGGGGCACUACCUACUACGGUGGGAAGGAGAGCACGGUUCAGCGGCAGGCGGUGCUCCCGGUUUGGAGAAACGACGAUUGCAAUCAGGCGUACUUCCAGCCGAUAACGAGUAACUUUUUGUGCGCGGGCUACAGUCAGGGUGGCAAGGACGCAUGCCAGGGUGACUCGGGCGGGCCGCUGAUGCUGCGCGAGGACAACCGCUGGAUGCAGAUCGGCAUCGUCUCGUUCGGCAACAAGUGCGGCGAGCCCGGCUAUCCCGGUGUCUACACUCGGAUCUCCGAGUACCUCGACUGGAUCAAGAGCAACCUACAGUUCUCCUCCUCCGUUAUCUCGUGAACGUUAUAGUCAUUAUCUUUACACUUGUUUAUUGUUUAUUCAUUACUAUUAUUUAUUA